AACCGCUGUGUUAAAUUCAUUGGUGCAGAAGGGUUCCGUUCUCUGAAGGCUCGGUUAACGGAUUCUAAUCCCGUGAAUUAUGCCCUGAAAGUAUUUUCUUCGAAUCGUGAAUGCGAACUGCGAACAUGGUUUGUCUGAUUGCCAAGAAAUGCAUAUUAGUUGGACUGUUGUCCCGAUUUUUUAUCUUUGUUUCAUCUCUGAACAAUGUUGCUCCAUUCGACGUGGGGUUGAACGUCGAAAUGACCGAUGGAAAUACGACGACACCCUUCUCCUUUAAUUUUGGAGAAAAGAGAAGCGCAGAUUGGCGCGAACUGUCAGCGAGUUUGGAGAACGCCAAGAGAUUGUUCAAAAACAAGGCCGACACUCUGUCGCGACUUUUUAAAAUUCAUAUCGAUAGAUUGAAGAGCCAAACCGACCAGGUCGAGUUGGUGUUCCUCGUCGACGCCUCGGGAUCUGUCGGUCUGAAAAAUUUCCAAAGCGAAUUGAACUUUGUGAAAAACCUUUUGUCCGACUUUAUCGUGGAACCCUCGGCUACCAGAAUUGCGAUUGUAACAUUUGGCGGAAGGAGGAACAUCAGACGCAACGUCGAUCAGAUAUCACGAACUGGUGACAACGACCACAAGUGUUAUUUGUUGAAUAAACAAUUAAACAACAUUACCUACACCGGCGGUGGAACUUACACGCGUGGCGCUCUCCUGGAAGCACUUAGGAUUCUCGAGAAAGGCCGAGAGAACGCGGUGAAAGCAGUGUUUCUCAUAACCGACGGGUUCAGCAACGGUGGAGAUCCACGACCCGCGGCGAACCUUUUAAAAAGUGUAGGCGCGACAAUAUUCACUUUUGGAAUACGAACGGGCAACGUCCAGGAACUUCACGAUAUAGCCAGCAUCCCUGGAUUCUCGCAUAGUUAUUUCCUAGACAGUUUCGCCGAAUUCGAAGCCCUUGCGCGGCGAGCAUUGCAUCGUGAUUUAAGAACAGGCAAGUAUAUACCCGUGACAGUCCCGGAUAAUUGCGAUCUCCUGUGCAAGAAUGUCAGCGAGGUUGAAAUAGAGGAGGGUUGUUGCGAUAAUUUCGCGACAUGUGCUUGUGGAAUCACAACAGGUCAUUAUGCUUGCAUCUGUCCCACUGGAUACUUUGGCUCCGGUUUCAAAGGAUCCUGCCAUUCUUGUCCAAACGGUACGUACGCUUCUGAAGAAAUAUCUGGCGAUUCUACGUCCACGUGCAUAUCGUGCCCUGAUGCCAAUCAUGUGACCAUCAAAGUACCUGCUACUUCGGUGGAGCAUUGUGUCUGCGCAUCAGGAUUUACAACGGACGGAACCAAAUGCGAAGUUAUAACAUGUCCCAAAUUAAAGAUACCAGAAAAUGGAUACUUGGUAAAAGCUGGAGCAUGCAGCAAUGUCGUUCAUGCUGCCUGUGGCAUAAGGUGCAGAAUUGGUUUUUACCUCACAGGUGACAGUAUUCGACUUUGUGGAAAGGAUGGCAGUUGGUCUGGAAACGAACCAAAAUGUCUACUGAAAACUUGUCCAGCCCUCCGAGUCCCGACACACGGUCGAAUGCGAUGUCAGAACGAAGAGGAUCAGCAUUUGAGUGUUACAGAAAAUUUCACAGCGUAUCCGAUCGACGCUCGUUGCCAAUUCAGAUGCAAUAACGGUUAUCAGCUUCGUGGGAGUAAAAUUCGCAAUUGUCUGCCUUUGUCGCAGUGGGAUGGCCUCAAAGCGACUUGCAAAGCAAUAACGUGCGAACCGCUGAAGCGAAUCGCGAAUGGAAAAAUUUUCCCUGAAAGUUGUUCUGGGCCAGAGAAGGUGCCAUUCGCUACAAAUUGUACGAUAAGCUGCAAGGAAGGUUUCGUGCUCGAAGGCCCACGUAGCCGACAAUGCGGAGGACGUUCUGGGGUCUGGUCCCAACGACGAAGUGUUAAUCGUUGCACAGAUAAAACGCCACCCUCGAUAACAUGUCCGCCAGACAUCGUCACGCAGAGCUUACCAAAAAAGAAUUACGCGUACGUUAAUUGGACAACACCAACCGUGUCUGACAACGCUGACGAGUUUCCAAUUUUCUGGAGUAAACCUUACGUCACGUUUCCUUGGAAAGUGAAAAUCGGCACGCGUACUGUGAUAUACGUGGCGCAGGAUUCAACUGGGAAUAAAGCCAAAUGCAAAUUCAAAGUCAAAGUUCUUGACACAGAACCGCCGAUGAUCGAAAAUUGCAUAGAUCCCCCAGUGUUCUACACUGAUAAUGGAAUCGGUAUAAGUAACGUAACUUGGGAUGAACCUGGUUACUACGAUAACUCAAAAGCUCCAGUGCGAGUGGAGCAAAACUAUCGUCCUGGAGAAAGCAUGUUCCCAAUCGGAUUAACAAAAGUGACGUACGAUGCGAUCGAUAAGUAUGAUAAUAAAGCGAGUUGCGUGCUGAACGUCACUGUAAAAGACAUAUGUCAAGAAAUUCCAGCGGUGCUGAACGGUUAUUCAAAUUGUUCCUCGACGUCCGUAAAUGAGACUAGCGAAUGUACCGUGGAGUGCGAAGAAGGAUUUGGAUUUGGAGACGAAGUUCCAAAUCUUCGAAUUGUGGAAGAUGUGUUGCAAUUAAAAUGCAACACGAGCACUUCGAAUUGGACAGAAGAGAGUUACAUUCCUGAUUGUGCGGAAUCAACUCCACCAAAAGCUGUUUCUCAAGAAGGAAGCAUCGUGUUGGAAGGAAAUACAACGAUCGUAUGCGACAACUUAACGACUCUUCGUGAAUUGAGCGAACAUAUCACUGCCAAUUUAAGAUCGACAUUGCUCGAUAUUUGUGGAAACGAUGUCGAGUGCAAUAUCAUUACAUUCGAUCCUGAAUGCGAGGAGAGCGUACUAUUAUCGGACACUCAAUCAAACGUACUAAGAAAACGAAGAGAUCUUGCUGUCAAGUUAUUUAAUAAUUUAACAACGACCAAUAAGAUAUCAAAAGGAGACGCUAAAGUGGGUGACAAUGUAGAUAGAAACAAAGUAAAAAUGAAGAAAAGGAAGGAGAAAAUAGAAAUAAAAUUCAAAUUUUUAGGAAAGAUAAUCGAGGAAAAUGUUGAAAACCCCCGAGAAGGUGUUCAAAAAUUAAGACAGAAAAUAGAGUCGAUGAGCCAAUCCGGAAAACUAGAUUUGUUGAAUAACAAAACGAAUCAAGAAAUCGCGAAGCUCGCGCUGAAUCUGCACCUCGUUUUCAAGAAUUUUCAGGAACUUUGCGAGCCAGGAAGCGUUCUGAAGAAGCACACUUGUGUGAAAUGUCCGUUGGGCACGUUUUUCAAUUCUUCGAGUGAACGAUGCCAUCCUUGUCCUCUUGGGGAAUACGAGGACACUAGCGGAUCUUUAAAAUGCAAACGUUGUCCAGAGCACACCUCCACGAAAAGAAUGCAUGCAAAAUCUCUGCGCGAUUGCAUAGGUCUAUGUAGGCCAGGAUAUUACUCUCGAAAGAAACGCUAUCAUGGCACACGUUCAGCUCUCGAACCUUGCUUAAUGUGCGAUAUCGGAUUCUAUCAACCAGAAUAUGGGCAAACCCUUUGCCUGUCAUGCCCGUUUAAUACCACUACGAAAAAUCGCGGGACCGAUGACAUAAAUAAGUGUCUAUCAGCGUUUCAAAUCGAAGGUGAUGGUUGCGAGUCGGAAUCUUGUUUCAAUGGUGCACAGUGCGUACAAGAAGAAGACGGCUUCGGUUGCGAGUGUCCCAAGUACUAUGUCGGUUCAAAAUGCGAGACGUUUCGAAGUCCGUGCGAUUCUUCGCCAUGCCUCCACGAAGGAUCAUGCAGCGUUCAUGGGCUCCCGAGUAACAUAACUUACGCUUGCGUUUGCAACAGUGAAUAUUCGGGAAGCAAUUGCGAGAUACACGUCGACGAAUGCGCUGUAAAUCCUUGCCAAAACAAUGGCACCUGCACGAGUACUGGAAUAGAUUAUAGCUGCGAAUGCAAGGAGGGCUUCGAAGGGGAGUUCUGCGAAAUCGCUGUGGAUCACUGUGAUCAUUCACAUUGCUUGGAGGGAUCCACCUGUCGCACCGUGAACGAAACCUGGCAGUGUUUCUGCAGACGUGGUUUUUUGGGUCGUCAUUGCAAUUUACUGCCUUGCGAUUGGGUCCCCUGUCGUGGGAAUUCAUACUGCGUGAACAUUGAAGAGGAAAACGCGACACGGAUGAGUUACAGAUGCGAAUGUAUGGAUGGCUACACUGGAGAAAAUUGUUCGAUGCCUGUGAAUCACUGUAGAAGCCUUCCAUGUAGGAACAAUGGAAAAUGCCACGAUGAAAUUAGUAAUUACACUUGCACGUGUCCUGUACCAUUUACAGGGCGGAAUUGCGAGACUGAAUUGUCAUCCGAUUACGUGAUGCACUUCACCAAAUCGGGGACGACAGACUACGCCAGUAUGAAAGGUUCUGCGGUGAACCUUUUGGAGUUAACAGUAUGCUUGUGGCUGCAAUCAAAGGACACAUUUAAUUAUGGCACGGUGUUGUCAUACGCUACACGACAUUAUGACAACGCUUUUACUUUAACCGACUAUAACGGACUUGUAAUAUACAUCAAUGGACAGAAAGUGGUGACGGACAUUAAAGUAAACGAUGGCUACUGGCAUUUCAUAUGCAUCACUUGGGAAAACGGAAAUGGUUCUUGGAAUGCGUUCAUGGAUGGAUUUUUGAGAGACAAUGGAACUCGCUUGGCGAAACGUAGCACCGUUCAAGGUAACGGAACCUUCGUCAUAGGACAAGAACAAGACCGCGUCGGAGGCGGGUUUUCCGAAUCAGAAUCCUUCCUGGGUAAAUUAACAUUGCUGGACAUUUGGAGCACAGUUUUAACAGCGGAGGACGUGAAACGUUUAUUCAGUACCUGCGAAAAAUACCACGGCAACGUAAUCGCCUGGUCACAGAUGCAAGAGCAUGUGCGCGGCGACGUUGCGAUAUUAAGCAGCCCGUUUUGCCGCGGUUGUCCCUUACCAGUUGUACCGUUUAAAGGUAAACUAAACGUCACCGAAGACUCGUCCGAGAUUACUUAUUACUGCGACAACGGUUACCUGGUGCGAUUUCGCGGCAAGGAGUAUCGGGCUUUGAAAGUCAAGUGCCUUAAACAAGGACAAUGGGAAGGCUACUAUACACCGGUUUGCGUCAGAAGAAAAUGUGGCUUUCCGGGAUACUUUCCACGAGGUCGUGUCCAGGGAAGGUCAUACUCCUUUGGCGAUGAAAUAAAUUACGUGUGUUUGACCGGUUACGAACUCCGAGGAAAUCCUCGUAGAAUUUGUAAUGCCGACGGGAAGUGGAGUGGACGACCUCCAGUCUGCAUAGGGAGAACGUGCAAGAAUUUGCUGGCUCCAGAAAACGGAGACAUUGAGUACGUAAUAGAAGAAUACGAAAGGGACGAUCUUUCGAUUUUGCAGGUUGGACAGCAGCUCGAGUUCAAAUGCGACCACGGAUUUCGUCUAGUAGGGGAGCAAUUUCUAACGUGCUUAGAAUCAGGAAUAUGGGAUCACGAGAGACCAUCUUGUGCGGCUUAUGGGUGCCCACCACCAAAAGAAAUCAAACAUGGGUACUCAACGUUUUCCGGUUCGAACAAUCUGCACGAUACUUCUGCCACAAGCCUCAACUUACAGACAACCAAUAACAGUCUCGACAGGAGCUACUAUUUUGAUGAUAUCGUUGCAUAUUCUUGUCAUUUAGGGUACAAAUUUCAGGGUAACCAUAAUUUGUUGGCUGAAUUUAGACUUCAGUGCACAGAGAAUGGUACUUGGAGUGGAUUCGUUCCCGAUUGCGUGGCCUUAAAAUGUCCUUGGCCCGGUAUUGUAAAUAAAGGCAAAAUAUUAUUGAAAUUCCAAGACGAUACAAUCGAACUUUCUAAUGUAACAAAUGAAGAAAUCACAACGAAAGAAAGAGGAAAAGAAGAGACAGAGAAACAGUUCCUCGUUGGGUCGCAAAUUCUAAUAAAAUGCGACGCAGGCUAUAAACUAAUUGGAGAUGACGUUAGAACUUGCACUGAUAAAGAAGAAUGGUCGUCAAAGUUCGCGUCUUGCGAACCUCGUGAAUGUCCCGUUCUAGAUCAUCCACUUUUGCGACGUUUUAACGAAGAAAGAAUUUCGAACAAUCAAAGUAAAAAAAGAGACAAUGAAAAACAUUACAAUGAAUCCUACAGGAAUUUAAAAUAUUUUGUGGAGGGCUAUACUUACAUGAAGAAAAUAAUUCUCACCUGCAAAAACAAUGUUAGAAUCAAAGUAGCAGAUGGAAAUAUUAAUGAAUAUAUUUCCAAUUUAACAUGGUUUUGCAAUGAGGAUGGAAAAUGGGAACUCAAAUAUUUAAAAUUAAAUGAAAGCAUUAUUGAAAAUUUAUUAGACAAUAAAAUUGGGGAUAUUUGUCAAGAAUUGAUGUGCCCUUUAGCCAGAGUUCCAGAACAUGGAUACAUAGUUGGGAAUAGUAAUAAUUAUUCAAGAACUAUAAACAGUACCAUUACUUUCAAAUGCCGUCAUGGUAGUACUCUAGAAGGUAAUGAAGAAUCUGUCUGUCUCCCAAACAACACAUGGUCUGCUAUCCCUUCUUGUAAACCUGUAACAUGUGGGAAACCACCAACACUUGCAAAUGCAAUGUUAAAAGAAGAUAGUGUUAAAUCAGCAUAUUUUUCAUUUGGUAAUAUGAUCACUUAUCAAUGUUUGCCUGGAUAUUUGAUGUUUGGGCAACCAAAUGCAAGAUGUCUUGCAAAUGGAAAAUGGUCCAGAGUGUACAGUAAAUGUACAAAACUCUCAUGUAACAAACCCAAACUUCCACCUGGAGUUACUGUGCAUGGUCGUUCAUACUUGUAUCAAGAUCAAUUGACUUAUGUAUGUCCUAACGGUAAAAAACAGGGUCUAAUCACGUGUAAAGCGGAUGGACAUUGGAGCGAAUCGCCGAUUUGCGACGAGAAAUAAUAAAAAGAAUUCAUGAUAUAUUUAAAAAUUGAUGCGUGUAUUUAAAAUUAGAACAUUGUAGCAAAUUUGUCUGAGAAUUUUUUUUAUUAAAUGUCAAAAUUAUUAAAUUUUUAAUAUAUUAUAAUACUUUUCCAUUUUACAUCCCAUAAGUUGUUUUCACAAAGUAAUAUCACUGUACAAGAGAUAAUCUACUAAUAAUGAAUGUGAUCGUUAUUUGUAAAAUAUUAUAUAUAUAAUUUCGGAACAAAAUAAAACAGUUCUUGAAACUCGUCAUUAAUAGAUAUACGUUAUUGAGCAUUUCAUAGACUUACUUUUAUUACUUAGCUUAUUUGAUAGAAACAAACUUCUUAUCGAUGUAAAAAGGUAAUGUAUUAUUACAUGUUAAUUAAAAAAUUAGUCGAUCUAUAUGAGUGACAAGCGUAACAGAGAAGAGAAAGAAUAAAUAUAUAUAUAACAACAUAUUAUUAAUAGAUCAUCACAUGUACACAUUUGUUGAUAUAGUACACUGCAUUUUGGUACAAAUAGGAUUCAUACGUGUAUAAACGCACUGUAUCAGAAUAUCUGAGGAAGAGCAAUGAAAAAUGAAAACAUGAAAAUAAUAUGUAGUACGAAAAAUUUGAGUCACAUUAUUUGUCUAACAUUGGUAUGAUAAAAACGGAGCACCUUUUAUGAUAUUCAACGUGUAUUAGCAUGGCUACACUAAAAACCAUUAAUGCUCUUAAUAAAUCUUCAUUGCUCAGUAUUCCUAAGUAUUUUGAAUCAUAUCUACGGUAUUGUUUAAUUCACAGUUUAAAAAAGAAUAAUGUUUAAUGCCUCUUCCUGAAAUUUAAAUGCAUAUAUCUGCCUUCAAAAAUUCAUUCAAUUAAAGUGUUUACAAAAUGAUAUGUACACAUAUACUCAGAUACGAAUAUAUGUGCGUUAAAUACUGUCAAUCAUUUUGUAAAAAAAAAAAGAAUAUCCAAAA
Messenger RNA from Hylaeus anthracinus, 7854 nucleotides. Its product is annotated as sushi, von Willebrand factor type A, EGF and pentraxin domain-containing protein 1-like. Lineage: Eukaryota; Metazoa; Arthropoda; Insecta; Hymenoptera; Colletidae. The record is from RefSeq and is a predicted model, not a curated record. Gene Ontology annotation, molecular function: calcium ion binding. The coding region runs from base 111 to 6890 and encodes 2259 amino acids. The transcript is spliced from 32 exons.